UUGCGCGAAUUGCCACUUUUCUGUAAAUCAUAACCUAAUCUGCACGUUUUACGAAAUCCUAAAAUUAACAAUGGCUGAACCACGCGAAAGGACCUUCAUCAUGGUUAAGCCCGACGGCGUACAACGAGGACUCGUCGGUACCAUCAUCCAACGUUUUGAACAGAAAGGAUUCAAGUUGGUUGCCCUUAAAUUCAUGUGGCCCUCUGAAGAGCUGUUAAAGAAGCACUAUAGCGACCUUGCGUCUCGACCGUUUUUCCCGGGUCUCCUUAAAUACAUUAGCUCUGGGCCAGUAGUUCCCAUGGUAUGGGAAGGUCUCAAUGUUGUGAAGACAGGCCGUCAGAUACUUGGUGCCACCAAUCCCGCCGACUCUGCUCCUGGUACAAUUCGUGGUGAUCUUUGCAUUGACGUUGGCCGCAACAUCAUCCACGGCUCCGAUAGCGUUCCAUCGGCGAACAAGGAAAUCGGUCUGUGGUUCACGGAGAAAGAACUCAUCGGCUGGACCCCAGCAACAGAAAGCUGGGUGUACGAGUAAAAUCCUCCAUAACUAUUUUAAGUGCAACAAUUCCACUUUUACAUCUCACUCUAGUGUGCAGUUAGGUUAUGCAUUUUUAAUAAACUAAGAUACC
This is a messenger RNA of Hyposmocoma kahamanoa, 626 nucleotides long. RefSeq names its product nucleoside diphosphate kinase (gene awd). NCBI's taxonomy places the organism in Eukaryota, Metazoa, Arthropoda, Insecta, Lepidoptera, Cosmopterigidae. The transcript has a single exon. The record is from RefSeq and is a predicted model, not a curated record. Bases 71 to 532 code for a protein of 153 amino acids. Gene Ontology annotation, molecular function: nucleoside diphosphate kinase activity. Gene Ontology annotation, biological process: GTP biosynthetic process; CTP biosynthetic process; UTP biosynthetic process.